This is a messenger RNA of Schistosoma margrebowiei, 2891 nucleotides long. NCBI's taxonomy places the organism in Eukaryota, Metazoa, Platyhelminthes, Trematoda, Strigeidida, Schistosomatidae. The record is from the annotation of a GenBank genome assembly.
CGCGGUUGGUUAAUUGUUACUCUACUGUGAAAUCUCACUAUGCUAUUGUCAAGGCCGAUUAGUAGUAAAUUCAAAGGAUUCGCCAGUUUAUUGAGGCAGUUCCGCUCAUCGUUUAAUUCGCAUUCUGAUUUAGAGAAUGGAAAGUUGGUCAACGUUGAAGCCGUCAAUCCAAAAUAUCCGUUGCCUGGAUUUGUAGGGAUUCCGUUAGCGAAGGAUGAGGAACCUUUUGAAAAGAAAUACACACCUGCGGUGCAUACAUUACCUCCAAUGAAAGAGGAGAACUAUGCUGCAGCUCUUUUGAAUGUUUACAAUGAAAAAGAGUUCAGUGAAUCUCAGCCCUCAAUAAUUCCACCGGUAUCGGAUCAACUUGAAUGUACCAUACACACCUGUCCAGUGCUAGUUCAGCAAGCUUUAGCUAAUGUGUUCCCAUCGAGAAAACUUUCAUCAAAACCUUUAACAGCACUAAUUCUUAGUCAUCACACCAAUGAAUCGUUAGAUGCAUGGAGUGAAGAAGCUGCUGAUGAGCGUGAACAGUUAGCACGAUCUUUUAUUACUUCAGCAAUAGAAAUAUGCUCAUCUUUAAAAGAAUUAGGCUAUUGGGCAGAUUUUAUUGAUCCCUUCACUGGGAAACCGUAUAUUGGAUCACAUGGUGAAGCUAUGUUCACAGAAACAGAUGAAACUAUGAAACAUUUUGGAUUUGAUCUAGACAAUUCUGUUUGUUGUAAAAUAUUACGUCAUCCAAAAUGGAAGAAUCAUGUAUUUGUUGGAUUAAUAUUCACAGAUGCACCAGACUAUCAUCCAGAUUAUUUCGGAAUUGAAUAUGAUCAGAAAGUCGAAGUGAUUAAACGUGAAGAAAAUAAACGUAAAGCAUCAUUAUCAACAUUAAAAAAUAUUAUUGAUGAGCAAUAUUUUGGUGUUCAUGAUGAUGAUGAUGUUAAGUUACGUGCUGGAGAGAGUGUUAAAUCUAAGAAGAAUUCAUCUGAAAUAACAGUACUUCAUUCAAAGACAUCUCAUUUAGAUGAUUUAUGUGAGAUCGACUCACAAUAUUUUGGCUCCACAGGAUCUAAUACAAAUCCAAUAGAAAAUGUCAGCUCAGUAGUUAACAAUACUACUAAUCAAUUGAUAAUUUCACAGCCUAAAAUUAGGAUUGGUAAAAAGCAUAUUCCUCAUCCUGCUACUACUAUUACUAAUGCGAAUACACUUAUUGAUAUUACUUUGAAAAGUAAUGCAAAUCUAAGAAAACAGGAAAAAUUGGUCCCUGGGACCAAGACUAUUCGGGGUGAUAAUAAUAUACGCCGAAAUAAUAAUGAUUCAUUGAGACCUAACAAAGAUGAUAAUGAUAAUCGUCACGAUGAUGAUGUUGAAUAUGGAUCAGAUGCAGUUAGAAUUAUCCGACAAAGAACCAAGUUAAAUCUAUACACUGGUACUACCUUAGAUAUACCAUCAAAUCAAUCGACAUCAUCGAUCCCAGAAAAAUUGGAUAGUCAAGGAUAUCGUGUCCCGGAUGAAGAUCCAUAUAAAUUUGACUUCCUAACUGAAGAAGAAGCUGCAACGGUAUUGUAUAAAUCAAUUAUAGAAAUAAGAGAAAAUGUGAUCACUUUGAAUAAACCAUAUGGAAUAGCAUCUCAACCUGGAGCUGAGUGUAAACAUAAUAUUGUUGAUUUAUUACCGCGUAUUGAAUCAAUGAUAAGAAAACGAAGUCAUGGCAACCAUGGAAAAGGUGAAGAAAAAUGCAUUGGUGAACUUUCAACUGUUCAUCGAUUAGACAAAGAUUCCAGUGGAAUUAUAUUAAUAGCUCGAAAUAAAGAUUCUGCAUUAAAACUUCAAGAAGCAUUUGCAAGACGUUGGAUUAAAAAAGAUUAUUUAUGUAUUACUGUUGGUAUACCAAGAUCAGAUUAUGGUUAUAUACAAUUGCCAUUAGUUGAACGAAAUUUCAAUGGAAUUCGUAAAAUGUGUGCUCCUCGACUAAAUCGUCAUCUACAAGAAUUAACUUGUAAACAAACACAAUUAGAUAUAGGUAAUGAAGCGAAUGAAUAUGAUGUAACAGAUGCUUUCUCUGUACUAUAUGAUAAAAUGCAAACAAAUCAUAAUCAACCAACUACUUGGUAUCAUUUAAUGGAUAGACGAAAUGAUGCUGCAUUAAUGCUUUGUUCUACAUUGACUGGUUUGUUUUGAUUUUUGUUGUUUAUUAUGUUGUUGAUUUGCUUAAUUCUAUAACGUAUUGUGUUAUAUGUUUUUAUCUCGUCUUCAUGAUAUUGAUUCAUCUAUAUGAUAUGUUUGGACCAAUAUCUUAUCGUGGGUUCGAAUCCUGCGAGCGGGAUCAUGGAUGCGCACUGUUGAAAAGUCCCAUACAGCCUUCCAGUGCUUCCAGGUUUUUCAUAGGUAUAAAACAUCAAAUUCGAGCUCAUUUAGCAUUUGGUUUACAAACUCCUAUACUUGGUGAUCAUAAAUAUUCUCAUGCUGAAUAUUUAGCACCUCAACGUUUACCAAAAUCUUUAUUAGAAGUAUUAAAUAUUAGACAAUCUAAAGUACGAUAUAUUAGUUUACAUUUACAUGCUUUAAGUUUACAUCUUCAUGUACCACCAUCAUCAUCACCAUCUCCUUCCAGUAAUGAAGGAUUUUUUGAUUUUGUUCGUUCAUUCGAUAAUUCACAUAGUAACAAUAAUAUUACUAAUAAUAAAUUUAUAAAAAAUCCUUUUAAAUUCACUGCUCCAUUACCGAAUCACUUUCGAGGUAAUUUAAAACGUAUUGGAUUAAAAUUACCGCAUUAUUUAAAGUAUUUACAUUGAUAGUUUGUUUUAUAUAAAUAAUGUAUAGUAUUACAUAGUAUUUUGUAUAUGUAUCUAAUAAUUUAUUUACAUCUAUUAUAAAUACACCUAUAUACAAUUAAA